Python bivittatus (Burmese python) is the source of this 2096-nucleotide messenger RNA. RefSeq names its product stromal cell derived factor 4 (gene SDF4). Gene Ontology annotation, cellular component: endoplasmic reticulum. Lineage: Eukaryota; Metazoa; Chordata; Lepidosauria; Squamata; Pythonidae. Gene Ontology annotation, biological process: calcium-ion regulated exocytosis. Gene Ontology annotation, molecular function: calcium ion binding. The record is from RefSeq and is a predicted model, not a curated record.
UGGGCGCGCCUAGAGCGUCUGCGCCCCAGAGAGAGAGCUGUCCUGGUCUUAAAGAGGGUUCCUCUGGGCAUGCGUGAAGUGCCACUCUUUACUGUUCCUUUGGCUCUCGAGGCGUUUCCAAAGUUCCUCUGAGCUGCCCCGAGGGCUUUUCUGGCGGGGCGGGGGGCAAGCCGGAGCCGGCCAGGUGUCUCAGGCCGCGGCGUCUUGCCGUUGCCCGUGCUGGCUGAGGCUGAUGGAGGUUGUAGUUGAGGGAUCUGGGGCACCGGGUUGCCUGCCACGUACCCACCUUGAGCGGAAAUACGGAGCUACGUCUGGAGGCUUCUUUUGAUUUCUGUGAAAUAAAGUCUUGUGCAGAGUUCCCCUGAGAACGUGCAGAGUGCUUUUUGCGUGAACAGAACGAGGAACAGCUUUUACUUUUAAAAAAGAGGAAGGAUCUUUUUUCCUAAAAGCUGUCUGAAUAGAGAGGUUAUCCAGAUACCAUACCGGUAUUUCAUACUGCUGACCUUCUGAAGAAGAGAAGCCAUGGUUUCCAAACGCGCCUUCCUCUGCAGCUUGGGCUCCAUCUAUUUAUCCCUCCUCUUUGUCUUUUUGCUCAUGGAUGUUUAUGCUCGGCCCGCCAACAGCUCUGCCCUCAAAGAGAAACCAGCCGACAACAAAGACGAAAACGAGAUCCUCCCUCCGGACCACUUGAACGGGGUCAAGAUGGAGCUUGAUGGCCACCUCAACAAGGAGUUUCACCAGGAGGUUUUCCUGGGGAAAGAGAUGGAGGAGUUUGAGGAAGAUUCAGAACCGCGGAGAAACAGGAAGAAGCUUGUAGUGAUUUUCUCAAAGGUCGAUAUCAACAGGGACAAAAAGAUCAGCGCCAAGGAGAUGCAGCGCUGGAUCAUGGAGAAGACGGAGGAGCACUUCCAGGAGGCCGUGGAAGAAAACAAAAUGCACUUCCGGGCCGUGGACCCUGACGGGGAUGGUCACGUGUCCUGGGAUGAAUACAAAAUCAAGUUCCUGGCAAGCAAAGGCUUGAACGAGAAGCAGGUGGCUGAAAAAAUCAAGAACAACGAGGAGCUAAAAAUCGAUGAGGAGACCCAGGAGGUCCUCGAUAACUUGAAAGAUCGCUGGUAUCAAGCUGACAACCCCCCGGCUGAUCUGUUGCUGAAUGAGGAAGAGUUCUUGUCCUUCCUUCAUCCGGAGCACAGCAGAGGAAUGCUGAAGUUUAUGGUCAAAGAAAUUAUCCGGGAUCUGGAUCAGGACAACGAUAAGAAGCUGACCCUGUCUGAGUUUAUUUCCCUGCCGGUUGGCACCGUGGAAAAUCAGCAAGCCCAGGAUGUCGAUGAUGACUGGGUCAAAGAUCGGAAGAAAGAGUUUGAAGAGGUCAUCGAUGCCAACCACGACGGCAUUGUUACCAUGGAAGAAUUGGAGGAAUACAUGGACCCCAUGAACGAAUACAACGCCUUGAACGAAGCCAAGCAGAUGAUUGCCGUCGCAGAUGAGAACCAGAACCACCACCUGGAGUUGGAGGAGAUCUUAAAAUACAGCGAAUACUUCACCGGCAGCAAGCUGAUGGAUUAUGCUCGGAACGUCCAUGAGGAAUUCUGAACACGCAGGGCCCUGGGCGCCCGUGGCACCUUCUCGUUUCCCAAAAACGAAAAAAAUGGCACGUUUCCUUCUGCUGCUCUCUCUGUGUCCCGUCCAUAUACGGUGUGGUGUUCUAGACUUUUUUUUAAAGCCGUCUGUGUACAUUAAAAGCCAAUCCCAGUCUCUCUUCCCUUGAAGAGGAAGAGGUUUUCCGAAGCCAACAGGACGUGUUCUUGCUCAUCGUGCUGACUGAACAGUUUUCCUUGCAAUCUCUGAAGGUCCCGUUCAUGUAUCUGAUUCUUUUUGAUUGGGGAACGCCACAGUGGAAGCCAGCAAACCAUGAUCUUGAUCAGUGGGGGCGGGGGAAAGUGGGGGGUUGACUGUAUGUAAAGUGAAAUCAUGGCUGGGGUGUGUAGCUCUCGUGAUUGCUUGAAAAGAAUGUUUCAAAAAACAUCGAUCCACUUUACAAAAGAGGUGAACGGUGGCAAAGUUCCCUGCUAGAAUACAGGUUGUUUGAAAGCGAA